Anguilla anguilla (European eel) is the source of this 3647-nucleotide messenger RNA. Its product is annotated as serine/threonine-protein kinase PAK 5-like. Gene Ontology annotation, cellular component: cytoplasm. Gene Ontology annotation, biological process: regulation of MAPK cascade; protein phosphorylation; intracellular signal transduction. The record is from RefSeq and is a predicted model, not a curated record. NCBI's taxonomy places the organism in Eukaryota, Metazoa, Chordata, Actinopteri, Anguilliformes, Anguillidae. The transcript is spliced from 9 exons. Bases 304 to 2337 code for a protein of 677 amino acids. Gene Ontology annotation, molecular function: ATP binding; protein serine/threonine kinase activity.
UCCAUGUGCCCGACCUCCAGUCGGUAUAGUCAGCCGCCCCCUUCCGCUCGCGGUCCUCUCAUCUCAGGUGUUCCAGUCGUCCUGCACCCCCCAACCCACAGAGGUUCGGCUCCGCAGCAUCCCGGAUGUACCACGCUGUCCUCAGACCAGCCAGCACAUCGCGGCUAGUCUAAUGCACAUUGCACGGGAAACAUGGCGCUGGCGGGAGCAGAACGGUAUCCACAAUAAUCAUACAGACACAGUAAGCACACAGCAACGAACGGGAUAUGUGACGAUCCGUGCAAGACAGCGGCGUUUGUGGACAUGUUUGGGAAGAGGAAGAAGCAGCUGGAGAUCUCUGAGCCGUCGAACUUUGAGCACCGCGUCCACACGGGCUUCGACCCCGAGGAGCAGACAUUCACCGGACUGCCGCAGCAAUGGCAGAGCCUGCUGGACGACACCGCCAACCGGCCCAAGCCUGUGGUGGACCUGACUUUCGUCACACCUGUGCAGCUGUCCCCUGUGAAGGCCAUUGUGCAGGGCGGCAAACCGAAGAAGGACGCCACUCUCAACGGGCUGAUGGAAGAGUUUGACAGCGUUUCGGUUAGCCCCUCCCCCCAGCACCAGGCUAACCCCGGUCCCGACUCCAGCGUCAAGGAGGAGAAUGGGAUUCAGGCCUUGCAGCCCUCCCAUCUGAGCCACGGGGUGGGAGGGAUCGAGGGUGGGGAAAGGGGCGGUGCCAGGGGCGGGGCCAGGGGCGGGCCGACUGCAGUGAGGCGCUCCCUGUCCGUCAGGGAGAACGGGUACAUGGCAAGGAGCCCGUUUUAUCCCGACGCCAUGCCGGGAAAACCCAGCCUGGUCAGCACGCAGCACGACUACACCACCAUCCUGAGCACCAUGCUGGGGCCGGACACCAGGGGGCGACACCGCGCCUCCACCGGAGGCGGUUUCCGUGACUACGACUAUUGGAGGGGCGGACUCGUGCCGGAAAACCACAAAAAGCGGCCAAACUCAUCCUACUUCACUGAGGGCAGCCCCCAGCCCAACCCCCGCCAACGGUCCCGGUCAGGGUCCGGCCUGCAGGAGUUCGACCAGCCCUGUGCGGUCAGCCCGUACAAAUCCACGCCAGAAGGACGGGCAUACAGCUCCCACACACACCCCUGCUUCUCUGAAACCAUAACCACCCCCUAUAGGAUGCUCAUGGGGCGUGACAGCGGCCCGUUUCGGGACGGCAGCGUCGAGUUCUUCCCCCGCGGGUCUUUCAGACUACCUCAGAGCCGCGCCCACCCCGGCGGCUCCAGCGCCCUCCACCCCCCCGCCCUGCUCCACCACAAACCCUCCCCCUACCUGCAUCCCCCGUCCCAGCCCAGCCCGUCCUACACCCCGCCAGGGGCGUACUCCCGCCCCCCCACUUCCUACCCUCUGCGGGGGGCGUACCCGCCGCCCAGCUGGGUCUCGGGCUCGGACCGCCAGCCGUCCCACGUGUCCCACGAACAGUUUCGGGCGGCCCUGCAGCUGGUGGUCAGCCCGGGGGACCCGCGGGAUUACCUGAGUGACUUUGUCAAGAUCGGGGAGGGCUCCACGGGCGUGGUUUCUAUCGCCACGGAAACGCACAGCGGGAAGAGGGUGGCGGUCAAGAAGAUGGACCUGCGGAAGCAGCAGAGGAGGGAGCUGCUCUUCAAUGAGGUGGUAAUAAUGAAAGACUAUCAUCACAAGAAUGUGGUGGACCUGUACGACAGCUACCUAGUUGAUGACGAGCUGUGGGUUGUCAUGGAGUUCCUGGAGGGCGGAGCCCUGACUGAUAUCGUCACUCACACCAGGAUGAACGAGGAACAGAUUGCCACUGUGUGUCUGUCCGUCCUGAGAGCGCUGUCCUACCUCCACACACAGGGAGUGAUUCACCGGGACAUCAAGAGUGACUCCAUCCUCCUCACCAGUGACGGACGGGUCAAGCUGUCGGAUUUCGGUUUUUGUGCCCGCGUGUCUGGUGAGGUCCAGAAGAGGCGAUCCUUGGUGGGCACGCCGUACUGGAUGGCACCUGAGGUCAUCUCCAGAGUGCCGUACGGCCCUGAGGUGGAUAUUUGGUCCUUAGGGGUUAUGAUCAUAGAGAUGGUGGAUGGGGAGCCCCCCUAUUUUAAUGAGCCCCCCCUACAGGCCAUGAGGAGAAUCCGGGACAACCUGCCCCCUCGGUUAAAAGAUUCCCAAAAGGUCUCUCCAAUACUACGUGCUUUCCUGGAUCUUAUGCUGGUGAGGGAGCCCUCUCAGCGUGCCACCGCCCACGAGCUCCUACGACACCCCUUCCUCAAACUCUCCGGCCCCUCCUCCUGCAUCCUCCCGCUAAUGAGGCAUUACCGCUAACUCCAUCACCCCAGCAGGGUGCUGCUAGUGAGGGGAGAAACGGGGCUUCAUAGAACCAAAAAUGGGUGCAGCUACAGUAUCGUACUGUAUACCAUGAGGGUCUCACCUAUGCCAGACAUCAUCAUUGUGAUCUUGCUGGCUUGGUUUCAACUAGUUAAUGAUUGACAGGUCAUUGUAGCUCCACCCAUAACGUGUUUCAAACCGCUAGGCGUCACUAGCCUCCCGCAUCCUGGGCCUAAUGAAGCAUCACCGCGAGCGGUGACACCCCAGCAGGGCGGCUCGACCCCCGGGGAAAGGCAUGACUCACUGACACCAUCACUAUUGUACUGUAGUGUAGCUCAGGAAGACAAAAAAAAUAAAUAAAUAAAUAAAAAACACAUUCACUUCAACUUCCAUUUUUAAAAAACGGGAACACGUGGCCAUUCCGUCUCCUUUUGGGACUGGCUGUAGUACUGUAGGUUUAAAAAAAAAAAAAAGCACUUUGUCGCCUCCCUCUGAAUAGUGCAAUGUAAUCACGAUCGGCUGUAAUUACUCUGUACAGUUUUGACCGUUUAUAGUAUUUUAUUGUGAUAUAGGCAAGUAUUAUAUAUUUACUUCAAAGAAUUUUCAUAGUUUUGCAAGAGUUUGUAAUCAAUUUUCUUAAGAAGAGCUGAAUUUGAAGUCUCCAAACCUGGACUGUGACGUUCAAGAGUCGGUAUCAUCUUUAGAGACUUUUGAAUCAGCAGCAAAAAAGAUCAAUUAAAAAGGGCAACAGAGAUUUUGCACUGUUUCAAUUUUUUUACUUUAAACAAGUUUUUUUUUUUUAGUAGCGUUGCCUUUUUUCCCCAGACAUCAGCAGAAAAUGAGUCAUAUCACUCAAGCAAUAUUGACAUUUAUUAUUACAUUUGAAUUUCGAGUUGGAAGUACACCAUGCAUAUUUAACUUUUGUGUAUUUUUCUACAGUUCAAUUAUAAAUUGCAGACAUUUUUUAAACUCUUUUGAAUAACUUAACAAUGUGUAUAUCAUACUCCACAAUGACAUAUAGCAAUAUUUCAAUAGUUUUCAAAUAAAUAUUUCACGUUUACUUUUCCAUGCCUGCACAUAUCAUGUCCUGCUGUCCAUCCGGACCAUGGUUGGGACAUCAAUGGACUAUGUGGGAUGUUUUUCUGAUUAUAAUCCCUACUCAAAGUUCAUGUGUCUGUAAAUAUGAAUCUGUUUGGUGCUGUAUUACAUGGUGAAUGACCGCACCUGGGAGGGAUAUUUACCUGUGGUGAUAUUGUAUGUUUGUCUGUAAAGCUGGUUUUCGAUAAUAAAAAAACCUCUUUAUUGUA